Molecule: messenger RNA, 1005 nt
Organism: Prunus persica (peach)
Lineage: Eukaryota; Viridiplantae; Streptophyta; Magnoliopsida; Rosales; Rosaceae
Exons: 2
Coding region: 1-981 (326 amino acids)
Source: RefSeq, a predicted model, not a curated record
AUGGGAUCCAACGUGGAGCUGGUAUGGCCAGAGGCAGAGGUAUAUUCAUCACGGGUGAACAACUGCUCACAUGCAAAUUCAUCUCUAGCUGCAAUUCGAGCGAAGUUGAGUGCGGAACAAUUAGAACAAUUCAAGACAUCAUGCUUUGGCCAUCUUCUGAAUAUAGAUAAGAUUCAGUUUAGCGGACAGAUUGUGCAUGGGGUUGUGUUGCGUAGAGUAGCGGGGCAGGGUGUGAAAGACUUGGAUGGACUGAGUUUCUUAUUAGGGUGUGACGUUGCUCAGUUCACUCGUCAGGAUUUCUGUUUGAUCACAGGGCUUCGUUUUGGGGAAGUGCCUGAAGUUUCCAGUGGAGAGAGUAAUGAAAUCAGACUUCAGAAAAGAUAUUUUAUAGACGAAGGAAUUACAUGCAAUGCUUUAGAAGAAGCAUUUGUGAGGUGCACAGAGGAAGAUGACAUCUUCAAGCUACCUCUUGUUUACUUUGCUGAGUUAGUGGUUUUGGGAAGGGACAAACAUUUGAACAUCAAUCUAAAUUACCUGACCCUUGUAGAGGACUUGGAUGCGUUCAACAGGUAUCCGUGGGGUUCGGUGUCCUUUGACAAAACCCAAGACAGUCUAUUUUCUGCACCAACAAAGUAUGUGAAAAGCUUGGAAAAUGAAGAGGGAAGAGGGAAGGGGAAAAGUAAGGUAACGGGAACAAGCCGGAGAAAUGAGAAGGGCAAGAAGGAUAAGCAUAGUGAAGCGCAAAGGAGUGGCUGGAGUUUUAAAGGUUUCACGUAUGCUUUCCAGAUUUGGGUAUAUGAAUUAAUUCCUAGAAUGGCGGACCUGAAUUACUGCAAGGUUGUUGAUCCGACCGCUGUCCCGCGUAUUUUGCGAUGGAGAACUACUACGUCUGUUCCAGAGAUGAGAAAGUUGAACAAUUAUUUUUUCCAGAGCAAAGAGGUUUGGUUUGCAGCCCUUAGAACUAUUGAUAAGAUUGAAUGAAAUUAUGAAGUAGAAUGAUUUAAU